AUGGGCAGAAAGGCUUUGAGGGUUCUUUUCUUGGGUCCCAAAGGUACAUAUUCCCAUCAAGCUGCAUUACAACAAUUUCAAUCAUCAUCUAAUGUUGAAUACCUCCCAGCAGCCUCUAUUCCUCAAUGUUUUAACCAAUUAGAAAACGACACUAGUAUAGAUUAUUCAGUGGUACCGUUGGAGAACUCUACCAAUGGCCAAGUAGUUUUCUCCUAUGACCUCCUGCGUAAUAGGAUGAUCAAUAAUGCUCUAUCCUCGGCUGCGCCAGCAGGUACUCAUAGAAUCAUGCCAGAUAUAGAAGUUAUAGCAGAGCAAUAUGUUCCCAUUACCCAUUGCUUGAUCAGCCCCAUCGAACUACCAAAUGGUAUCCAAUCCCUUGGUAAAUUUGAGGAAGUCAUAAUACACUCACAUCCUCAAGUAUGGGGCCAGGUUGAAGGUUACUUAAAGUCCCUAGCAGAAAAAUUUCCGCGGGUCACCUUUAAAAGAUUGGAUUGUUCUUCAACGUCUGAAUCGGUAAAUCAGUGCAAUAGCUCACUAACGACUGGUUGCGACAAUAUUUUGCAUUUAGCCAUUGCUAGUGAAACAGCAGCUCGAUUACAUAAGGCAUAUAUCAUUGGACAUUCGAUAAAUGAUAAAUUGGGAAAUACAACAAGAUUUUUAGUAUUGAAGAGGAGAGAGAACACAUGCGAGGGUGAAGCUGAGGAUAAUGAAUUACCACAGGUUAACUUGCUUACUUUUACUACUCGCCAAGAUGAUCCUGGUUCUUUAGUGGACGUUUUGAAUGUAUUAAAAAUCCAUUCACUCAACAUGUGUUCUAUAAACUCUAGACCAUUUCAUUUAGAAGAAAACGAUAGAAAUUGGCGAUAUUUGUUUUUCAUUGAAUAUUAUACUGAUAAAAAUACACCAAAGGAUAAAGAAAGAUUUUAUAAAGAUAUCAGCGAAAAAAGUAAAAAGUGGUGCCUGUGGGGUACAUUCCCCAGAAAUGAGAGAUAUUAUCACAAAUGA
Messenger RNA from Saccharomyces paradoxus, 1005 nucleotides. It is a transcript of the gene PHA2, whose product is annotated as prephenate dehydratase PHA2. The record is from RefSeq and is a predicted model, not a curated record. Lineage: Eukaryota; Fungi; Ascomycota; Saccharomycetes; Saccharomycetales; Saccharomycetaceae. Gene Ontology annotation, molecular function: chorismate mutase activity; prephenate dehydratase activity. Gene Ontology annotation, cellular component: cytoplasm. The transcript has a single exon. Bases 1 to 1005 code for a protein of 334 amino acids. Gene Ontology annotation, biological process: L-phenylalanine biosynthetic process.